GCCAGAGGUGGGUCCAGAAGGGCUCCGGAGGAGAAGGGCCUGUGGGCCUGGGAGCGCGGCUGUGGGGCAGCGGAGGGAGAGACAGAGUCCUGCAGUGCCGCAACCCAAGGAAGCUGGAUCCUGGAGAUCUCUGCUCAGUGAUGUGGCUGUUGGGAGGCAGCCUUCUGCUUCUCCUGCAAUAGCAAUGCUAGCGCACCCACACAGCUGGAGUGAGGAGCUCUCGGUCUGCACAGGAGCGAACCCUGAGCUCCUUGGCUCGGCUUAGCAGUGCUGGUGGCUAUGGAGUGACCAGUGCAGGUGGUGUUCCAGGUGCACAGCAGGAGGCUGGAGCUGGCUGCCCAAGCCCCGAUGCUCCUUGUCCUCGUGCUCUUUGCAGCUCGUGUGCCUCACCUCUGCCAUGAAUGAUGCAUCGACGAUGGAUUAUGAACUGCUGUCCCCGUCCUUGGUUGAGCACCCGGCCAGCACUGCGGGCAUGGAUGCCGAGCAGAAAACCGUCUUUGCCUUUGUCAUCUUCCUCCUCGUCUUCUUGGUGAUGCUGAUGGUGCGCUGCUUCCGCAUCCUGCUGGACCCCUACAGCCGCAUGCCUGCCUCCUCCUGGACUGACCACAAGGAGGGGUUGGAGAGGGGCCAGUUUGACUACGCCUUGGUGUAGAGGGCAGGGAUGGGGCGAGCCUGGGUGCUCCGAGUGCCUCCCACCCCAGCUGGCCCCGGCCCCGGCCCCCCCUUCCUCUGUGGUGUUGCCCCGGGCCAGCAGGGAUGCCGCGGGCAGGGAGGCGAGGUCGGGCUCUUGUCUGGGGUGGGUUUUCUAGGGGUUUCUCUCUUUUCUAAGCACUUUUCAGUUCUCUUCGCAGCCUGCAGCACUCUCGGCGAGGUACAUCGGAGGGGUGACGUGACUCCCCACCGGUCUCGCUGCCCACCGUGCCCCGGGGCCGUGCUGCGUGCCGCGGUGGGGAGGGGGAGGCACCGGGGCAGGGCAUGGCAGGACCUGCCCUCGGCCACGGCCCCCACGGCUCCUGGUCUGGGCAGCUCUGCCCUGCACCAGGCCGGGCGUUGGACCCCCACCUCCUCCUGCCUCCCGCGUCACCUCUGUCUGUGUCCUCUGGGAGUGCUGACCGUGGCCCAGUGUGUGUGUGCGUGUGUUUCCCUGUAGCUGAGCUUUGUCUGUGAGGGGGUUUAUAGGCACCUGACCCAAGUGUUGGCUUUGUUCCUCUCUGUGUGGCAGCCUCAAAGUGCCCCCCACAAGUAAGGGGGAGAUGGAGACCCCACGUGCAGCGCCCUUCUGCCCUCCAGCCCUGCAGCCCACUCUCCGCUUUACACCAUCAUGACCGCUCCCUGCCUAACUGGUGGAAAUGGUCUGAGCAAGGUGCAGUCAUGCAGCCACUUGCAGACCUGCCUGGGAGCCCUGCGGGGAUCCCUGCAGGGAUCUAAAAUCCCCACGCAGCACUUGGGAGAUGGCUCUCAUCCAGCCCGGGCCUGGCAGUACCCAGCAGUGCCUCGCUCUGCGCAUCACUGCCCCAGCAGGACCUGGGCAGCCUGGGCGUGCUCCUGCAUCUGCCUAGCAGAAGGGCUGUGUAAGUGAGGGGAACUAUGGCUGUCCCCAUAGCAGGGGAACCUGACUGUGGGAACCGUGCCUCUUAAGUAGGGGUGCUGCAGCUGGCCGCAGGGCUAGCUAGCAAAAGCUGUGGUGGGGUAUGGCUGUGGGCUGGCAAGUUGUGUGCUAAGGGAUCUGAGCCCGUGGGGGAGAACUUCCUCCUGCUCCACGGAAAUAAAGCUGCACUGUGCUAACCCCACACAGCUUUUCCUCUGCUCUGUGAUGCGUCCCAUCGGGCACUGGGGUGUGUGGGUGCACGUCAGUCAUCGCUGGGUGUUCCUGGGGUCAUAUGAGCACUGGCACAGGGGAAGGUGCAAGGCCUGACUGCUGGGUGCUACAAAGAAGCAAAGGCUCAAGGGCUGCUCUGGGCACUACAUAACACUGCUCUGAUAGGAAAGUCCUUGGGAGACUUCUCUCUUGGUGUUGGCCAGACUAGUGCAGAGUCACUGGGGGUACGGUUAGCAUCACACUGACAGCCAAGAAACAGGACACUGCUACCCAGAUCCAGCGAUCCUGCUUCUGCACCUUCCUUGGCACCACUGGACACACAGCCAAGAGCCUGCAUCACAGAACACAGCGCACAAAACAUUCAUUGCACAGUUCAAACAGUCCCUGUGUUGUGUGACCUCUGCUCAGCACAAUCACUGUUCAGCAAAACUGCCACAAAGCAGCAAAAGUGGGGCUGCUCCACAAAGGCACAUGAGCUGGGAGACAAGAGUGACCACAGCACAACAGAGGCAGGUGCCCUUCCUGACCAGCUGCAGCCCCACAGCACCAGGACAGGACUGGUGGUGGUUGGAUGUUGCACUGACAGUGUCAGACAAGCUGAGGUGAUAAACCAGGUGCAAAAUCUACCCAUAGAAUCAAGCCAGGACGAGGAGAAGGACACAAAGACAAGACAAAGCUACAGCACUGUGGUUUGAGGUACAGGCAGCAGAUAAGGCUGGAGACAGGGGAGAAGAGAGGUACACCUUUGAAUAUACCUCAGGUAGAGAAUGGAAGCACAGACCUGAGUUUAAGUAGAGGCUGGUCUAGAGGGGUGAUGGUUAGGGCAACUAAGGACUACUGAUGCAUUCAGAACCCUGAUUAUAACCACUACACAGCACUGACAUUGCACAUCACAACCACUGCGUAGUCUGCCACUGGCACAGCACUGCACAGUGCAUUUAGCACUCAGAACAUCCACUCAGCAGCCCAACAACUCACUGCACAGCACAGUCCAACCAGUGCCCAGCAGCACUGCCAUGCACAGUGCCUACUUGCUGCACAGCACACAAGCUCAGGGACAAUUCCACCCCCUUGGGCAUUUAGAUGGAGGUUGACAGGCUCAUUUUCUGGAGCAAAUUGUUUUCCCAUCCAAGCUUUAAGCCAUCUUGCACCACGCAAACCAUGAGGUAUGAUACAGCAUUUCUAACUGCUGUGGUUUAACCCAGCAGCAGCUUGGCACCAUGCAGCCUCUUGUUUGCUACCCCCCUUAGUGGGAUGAGGGAGAAAACUGGAAACAAAAUAGAACCCGUGGGUUGAGUUAAAAACUAUUUACUAAGACAGAAAAGGAAAAUGGAAACAAGAAUGAGAUGAAAACUAUAUAUACACCCGUAUAUAUAUUCACAAUGCGAUCACUUGCUGCUUACCAACUGAUGCCCAGCCACCCCCCAAGCAGCAGCUGCCCCCUGGCCAGCUCCACACAGCUUUGUGCCCUUCUGCAUGAGGUCAAUGGGGAUGGAAUCUCCCCGUGCCCACUGUCCUGGUUCUGCCGUGCCCCCUGAGCAGCUCCCAGCAGGAGGGAGAUCUGCAUGCAGGCACCACUCCACCCCUAUGUCCAUGCACCCGAUGUCUGCAUACUGGGCCAUCAGUUCUGCCUGGGCUGCUGGUAUGCAUGGAACAGAGCAAGGGGCAUACAUGGAGGAUGGAGGAGUGGCAUAUGGUGGCCACGGGAGCAACAGCCUUGCAGCACAGUGUGAUUCCCCAGGCCACCACUAACCCUGCAGGGCAGCAGUGCUGAGGGGACCCAGGCUGGUGUACACAGAGGUGGCUGAGCUGCCUGUGCAGGUUGGGUGGCUGUGAUGUGAAGACCUUGAAGGGGCUGUUGAAGCAGGUUUGAGAAAAAGGACAGAAAGCUCUGAUCACAAUGUAAAAAAACUCUGAUCACAGCGUCCAUCACAAUGCAGAAGCAGUGCACUCUGCCCUGGAAAGAGUGAAGAAGGAUGGAGAACAUCAUGAGCGGGACACUCUUUUCACAUGGUCACCAACUGCAGCUGGAAGCAUAGCAUAGUGCUUUACUAUGUUGCUGUUUAACUAAUGCGCAUCACUCUGUGCCUUAAUUUGAUAAUUACCGUGGAUAUUAGAUUUUGGAAUAUGGGGAAACACUUAGCUCAUCUGCCAUACCCACAAGAUACAUACACAUUUGAUGUGAUUGAUAAUCCUCACCAGACACUCCUCAUUCCUUCUGAAUAUCAUGUAGCUUGAGUGACUGCAGUCACAGGGUAGAAUAUGUGGGAUAAUUGCUUAAGGUGUAGCAUCGUUCACUGGAAAUUAAGGCACAGGUCGUUCACAGGUGUACAAGAGCAGAGUGCAGCCUCUAUGCCACUAAAUUGCACAGAAGGUAGAGCGGGGUGGAGAUCCACAGCCAAGUUCUGUGACCCACAGUGGUUCCCUAAGCAGCCCAAGGUGUCAGUAACAUCAGGAGAACUGAUGUGCUGACUCCAAGAGCAGUGCUGGGAUGGGGACUUUGUGGUGCCAAACUACUUCCCCAAGUCUGCCAUCUUUUUGACAAAAAGCUGUCCUUUGGUGAACUUUGCUCAUGAUAUGCUUAUUGUAAUGCCAAAACACAACUGUCCCAAAGGCUGCCUGCCUCCAAGGUGUGACCACCUUGCGUGUGACCUCACUGAGCAUGAGCCCUGGAGGUGUUUAUGGCCAGGUUGGAUGUGAACUCUGGUCAUCCUGAUCUGGUGGUUGGAAAGCAGCCCAUGGCAGGGCUGUUGGAUCUCGGUGAUCUUUUAGAUUCCUUCUAACCCAAGCCAUUCUGUCAUUCUAUGAUAAAAGCGGGUCAAGAAGGAGGGAAGAUUAGGGAAGAUCCCAUUGCAGACAGGUCAGACACAGGCCAUCUCUCACCCCUGGGAUCUGUCAAUGGGCUGAGCCUCUCCUCCCCCCAUAGGGACUCACCCUGGGUAAGAUUUGCACACUUGGCUAUGCUGAGUGCUUCCCUAAGGAAACUUCCCUAGGAUACCUUAGCAUGCCAGUGGUCAGGCUGUAUUACUCUUAGUUCUUCACACAUGCUUUGUAUUAUUCUUGGUUAACCUCACACACUUUGCAGACGGUGAAUUCUUCACUUGCAAUCCAAAAGAACCUGUCAUCUGUUGCUAGUAAACUGCACUGUUCACUAA
Molecule: messenger RNA, 4974 nt
Organism: Gallus gallus (chicken)
Lineage: Eukaryota; Metazoa; Chordata; Aves; Galliformes; Phasianidae
Gene: CTXN1
Product: cortexin 1
Exons: 3
Coding region: 398-652 (84 amino acids)
Source: RefSeq, a predicted model, not a curated record